This is a messenger RNA of Ipomoea triloba (trilobed morning glory), 540 nucleotides long. RefSeq names its product glutamine synthetase, chloroplastic-like. Gene Ontology annotation, molecular function: glutamine synthetase activity. The record is from RefSeq and is a predicted model, not a curated record. Gene Ontology annotation, cellular component: cytoplasm. The transcript has 6 exons. Bases 1 to 540 code for a protein of 179 amino acids. NCBI's taxonomy places the organism in Eukaryota, Viridiplantae, Streptophyta, Magnoliopsida, Solanales, Convolvulaceae.
AUGGCACAGAUUUUAGCUCCUUCUGCCCAAUGGCAAAUGAGGAUAGCCAAGAGCUCAACCGAGGCUUCUCCAAUGGCUUCAAAGGUGUGGGGCUCUGUUGUAAUGAAACCAAAUAAAAGACUUGCAGUAAAAAGCUCUGCUAAGUUCAGAGUGUUUGCGCUGCAGCCUGAGAACAGCACUGUGAACCGGAUGGAACAGCUGCUAAAUUUGGACGUUACUCCAUACACUGAUAAGAUCAUUGCUGAAUACAUAUGCCAAUUGUUUGGUAUACUAAUUAUUGGUAACUGGAAUGGUGCUGGGUGCCACACCAAUUACAGUACCAAGAGUAUGAGAGAGGAAGGGGGCUUUGAAGUUAUCAAGAAAGCAAUUCUGAAUCUCUCGCUUCGCCAUCUGUAUCACAUCAGCGCUUAUGGAGAAGGAAAUGAGAGAAGGGAGUUGCUAACCGAUACCGAGAAGAAUGGCAAAGGCUAUUUGGAGGAUCGACGCCCUGCUUCAAACAUGGAUCCCUAUGUGGUGAGUGGUGACCGUGUUACUUGCUGA